Photinus pyralis (common eastern firefly) is the source of this 957-nucleotide messenger RNA. RefSeq names its product transmembrane protein 11-B, mitochondrial (gene Pmi). The record is from RefSeq and is a predicted model, not a curated record. The transcript has 4 exons. Gene Ontology annotation, biological process: inner mitochondrial membrane organization. Gene Ontology annotation, cellular component: mitochondrial inner membrane. The coding region runs from base 233 to 760 and encodes 175 amino acids. NCBI's taxonomy places the organism in Eukaryota, Metazoa, Arthropoda, Insecta, Coleoptera, Lampyridae.
UUUGGAAUGGUACACAAAAAAUAGUUCAAAUAAACUCCUUAUAUAAGGGAAAGGAGCACGUCCGAACGUCCCUUCGUUUAGAUUUUUGAUUCUAACACUUUUUAAAUGAAAAUUUCUUGCCUUUGUGUUAUAAAAUGAAUGAAAACUGAAAUUAGAACAUUCUAAAUCGACGUCAAAGUGUAAUCAUUGUGCAGGUUAUAUUUUGAAACUACUACAUUUUUAAAUUAAUAACAUGGAUGCAGGAGGUGACAGGCCUUUGUAUUCAUCUAACGUGGCUGUGAUACGGGAGAUUUACGAUAGCGAAUACGCUCCUCAAACCUUUGCUUUGGAAUUGGAACGCGCUUUGGAUGCCGAAUGUUCAAUUAUUGUGAUCGAACCUACACAGUUAGGUGAAGAGACGGCCCGUUGGAUUUAUAUGGGAAACUGUUUACAUAAAACUGCAGUUGUUUCCGGCUUAGGAGCAAUUCUUACAGGACUAAUAUGGUCAGAUAAACCUAUUGUGUGUGUUCCAUUUGGUGUCGUUUCCCUAUUAUGUACAGGAUUUUACACGAUAUCUUGGCAGUUUGACAACUGUGUUAAAUAUCAGGAGGAACGUGAUCCAAAAAGACUUUCUAAACUGCAGGUAGUAACUGCAAUGUCGGCAGCUUUACCAGUAGUAUUAGUACGAAAAGAUGAUACGAGAAGGAAAAUAGUACAUUGCACAGUGUCAUUAGCCGCCGCUGCGUUUUGCGCUUAUAAAUUAUACGAUACCCUAAAGUAAUAGCUCAAUAGCGUUCUUCCAAAACAUCUUUUUAGUAGCUGCAAUGACGGUUUAAAAAAUGCAUUUAUUUAUAGAUUUUUCAGCAAAAACACGUAGGUGGUUUUACAGAACUAACAAAUUGUAGUGAACAGAAAUGUGUUGCAACAUUGUUACUGUAAAUAGAUCGAGUUACAUGAAUAAAAAACAUUAAUUUUCAA